CAUAGUUGAAGGACUCAUCAGAGGAAGUUAAAUUAAAUGCCUCUAUAGCCGCAACUCUCUCUUUCUUAUAUAUCUCCCAAAACUUGGAAGAAAAAUAAUACAAAAAGAAAAAAAAAAAGUAUAAAUCAUAAUGGCUUUCUCUCAAGGAACUGCAAUUACUUAUUAUAUAUUUUUGGUAUUGUUUGUAUCGACCGGACAUGUCGCCGGCGGCUGCUACAAAGCCAUCGUAAGUUUCGGCGAUUCGCUCACCGACACCGGAAACCUUAUCCGCAUGUCCAAGUCAUCCAAUGCCUAUGUCAUGUCGGCGGUGCUUCCCUACGGCGAAACGUUCUUCCAUCAUCCCACCGGCCGCUACUCCGACGGCCGCCUUAUCAUCGAUUUUAUGGCUCUGAGUAUGGGGCUUCCAUUUGUGGAACCGUAUUUCGGCGGCAAGACUACCGGCGAUCGGAGUUUUGCGAAGGGAGUGAAUUUUGCGGUGGCGGGGGCGACGGCGAUGGAUAUCUCUUUCUUUACGGAGAGAGGAAUCACUAACCGCUGCACAAAUGCGUCUCUGGGAACUGAGUUGGAAUGGUUUAAGCAGAUGAUGUCAUCUUUUUGCGACACGCCGUCAAGAUGCAAGCAAUAUUUAGGAAGCUCAAUAGUUCUAAUGGGGGAGAUUGGUGGCAACGAUUACAAUUAUGCAUUCCUUCAAGGCUAUCCUAAAGAAAAGAUUGUGUCUUUUGUUCCCAAAAUUAUUGCAAUCAUCGCUUCAGCUGUCAACGAACUAAUUGAACAUGGGGCGCAAACAAUAAUAGUUCCAGGAAACUUUCCAAUUGGAUGUUCGGCAUCUUAUCUGACGCACUUCAUGACUGCUAAUACAAGUGAAUAUGAUCCCAAAACUGGUUGUCUUAACUGGUUGAACGAUUUCUCUGAAUACCACAACAGAUUACUUCAAAACGAACUGGACCGCCUUAGAGAACAGUAUCCAGACACGACAAUUAUUUAUGCAGACUACUAUAACGCUGCAAUGCGACUAUAUAACUCUCCAAGCAAAUAUGGAUUUAAAAAUACAGUGGUAGCGUGUUGUGGGGGUGGGGGCCCAUACAAUUACGACGGACUUGUAGAUUGUGGGUCCGCAUCAUCAACGGUUUGCGAUAACCCCUCAUCGUAUAUUAGCUGGGAUGGAUCGCACCUGACCGAAGCCGCUUAUAAAUGGAUAGCUGAUGGGCUUCUAAAGGGCCCAUAUACUACUCCACAAAUCAAUGGCGAAUGCAUUUUCAGGAGCCCAAAAACCAAACUUUCGGACUCUUAGCUUCGGCCCAAUAUCUGCAGGGUUUGAGGCUGUGAGCAGCCCAUUUUGUAAUUAUUGGGCUUUAAAUUGUUUGGCCCAUAUGCAACCAAGUUUGGUAGGCAAUGUGUCAGUAAAACUGUAAAAAUUUAUUGUAUCUCUAUCAUGUAUGAUAUUGGUGCAUGGAUUUAGAAAAUUUGGAAAUCUCUGAUCUAUAGAUUUUAGAGAUUACAAAUAUUAUUGUAACAUGUAAAAUACAUGUGUGUAUCAAGUGUGGAGGCAUUGAUGUGUUUUU
Ipomoea nil (Japanese morning glory) is the source of this 1562-nucleotide messenger RNA. Its product is annotated as GDSL esterase/lipase At1g28610-like. Lineage: Eukaryota; Viridiplantae; Streptophyta; Magnoliopsida; Solanales; Convolvulaceae. Bases 131 to 1291 code for a protein of 386 amino acids. Gene Ontology annotation, molecular function: hydrolase activity, acting on ester bonds. The record is from RefSeq and is a predicted model, not a curated record. The transcript is spliced from 5 exons.